Molecule: messenger RNA, 2756 nt
Organism: Engraulis encrasicolus (European anchovy)
Lineage: Eukaryota; Metazoa; Chordata; Actinopteri; Clupeiformes; Engraulidae
Product: long-chain fatty acid transport protein 2-like
Exons: 10
Coding region: 38-1927 (629 amino acids)
Molecular function (GO): long-chain fatty acid-CoA ligase activity; long-chain fatty acid transmembrane transporter activity
Source: RefSeq, a predicted model, not a curated record
GUGAAGGACGCUGAUUCCGAAACCACCUACUUCAUGCAUGAGCCAUCAUGCCCUAGGCAUGCAACAUAACAAAAUGUAUGUUUUAGCAACCGUCUUAGCUGGACUGGCAAUUUUGCCUUUUAUAGUGUACAUUAAAUUCCCAUACUUUCUCCACGAUCUACGAUACUUGAUAGGGGGCAUUCGCAUGAAGAAGCGCAUAAACAAGUAUGCCUCCAAAAAACCUUGCUUCACCCUUCUGGACCGUUUUCUCGAAAGAGUGAAGCUACAUCCCAACAAAACAUUCAUCAUCUUCGAGGACAGCACAUAUUCGUACCAAGACGCGGACAGACAAAGCAACAAAGUUGCCAGGACCUUGGCACAGCAUGCCAAACUGCAAGAAGGAGACUCGGUCGCGCUGUUCCUUGGAAACGAGCCUGCCUACGUAUGGCUUUGGCUGGGGUUGUCCAAGCUCGGAUGCAUACCUGCCCUGAUAAACUACAACAUUAGGACCAAAUCCUUGUUGCACUGUUUCUCUUGUUGCAACGCGAAGGUGCUCAUUGCAGCUGCUGAGCUGAAAGAUGCUAUUCUGGAAGUUCUCCCGACGCUGAAAGAGCAAAAUGUGUCGGUGUUCAUCCUGAGCAAGGAGAGUGACUCAGAGGACAUUCAGUCACUGGACGAUAAGAUUGAGAAGGCGUCAGAUGAGCCAUUAUCACCAUUAUCAGCAGACCUCACCAUCAAGAGUCCCGCCAUGUAUAUCUUCACCUCUGGAACCACAGGUCUCCCCAAAGCCGCCGUGAUAAACCAUGAGCGUGCCUGGAUGGCCUCCUUCAUGCAGACCUUGGCUGGGGUGCGUCCCGAUGACAUCAUAUAUAUAUACCUGCCUCUCUACCACACCGCCGGCUUCCUCAUGGGGCUGACAGGAUCCAUAGACCAAGGUAUAACGGUGGUCCUGAGACGCAAGUUUUCUGCCUCACAGUUCUGGAAUGACUGCAGAAAGCACAAAGUGACUGUUAUCCAGUACAUCGGUGAAAUAAUGCGCUACCUCUGCAACACUCCCAAGAAAGACACUGACAAGAGUCACCAGGUGAGGCUGGCCAUUGGUAACGGCAUCAGAGCGGACACCUGGUCAGACUUCCUGCAUCGCUUCGGGGACAUCCGCAUCUGCGAGUGCUACGGGGCCACCGAGGGCAACGUGGGCUUCGUCAAUUACGUGGGAAAAGUCGGGGCCACGGGACGCGUGCUCGGCAUACAGAAGAGAGCCAUCCCGUUCGCCCUCAUCAAAUAUGACACAGAGAAGGGAGAGCCGGAGAGGGACUCCAGAGGAUUCUGUAUGGAGGUGCCCACAGGUGAGGCUGGUCUUCUGGUGGCCAAGAUCACCAAAGUUGCCCCUUUCGUCGGCUAUGCCAACAACGCCCAGCAGACGGAGAAGAAGAGGUUGCGGGACGUGUUCGAAAAGGGAGACCAGUAUUUCAACAGUGGAGACCUUCUCAAGAUGGACGAGGAAGGAUUCAUUUACUUCCAGGACCGGAUUGGAGAUACCUUUAGAUGGAAGGGAGAGAAUGUGGCCACAACUGAAGUUACGGAUGUCAUGAUCAUGCUUGACUUCAUAGAGGAAGUUAAUGUGUAUGGCGUCAAGGUCCCAGGCCAUGAGGGCAGGAUUGGGAUGGCAUCUAUUAAGGUGGCAGAGGGAAUGGACUUCGACUGCAGAGCCACCCAUGAGCACCUUAAGGCUUACCUGCCUAGCUACGCACAACCACGCUUCAUCAGGAUGCAGAAUUCCCUUGACGUGACUGGCACAUACAAACAGAUGAAAGUGAAGCUGGCGGAGGAGGGAUUCGACCCGGCGGUCACAGAGGAGGCCAUGUAUUUCCUGGAGGACCACAAGGGCUACGUUCCACUGACUAAGGACAUUUACAACGCAAUCAGUGAUGGAACCAGACGCCUGUGAUCUACGACUGUAAACAUCCAUACUCUCACUUUAUGAAAAAGAAUAAGUCCAGCAUACUUGAAAAAGUGGUAGAUACCCUUUCAUUUCGCCUAAAACAAAUUUCGAAAAUGUAUCUAUUAUAUUUUAUAUUAUAGGACAUGAACAUGAAAUGAAAUCGAGUAAUUACAUGUAUCGUACUAUUGUCUUCAAGGAGUCGCCACAUGUUGUUGAGUAAGCUGGAAUUAAUCUUUUUUUUACGAUGAAUUUCAUGAUUGACCAUUGGCUGCCUCUUGUUGUUGAAGAGAUUGACCUGUGUAAGAUUUGCACUGUGGUGACUGGCGCACCCUGUUAUCAUUGUAUAUAGUUUCCUGCACUACAAAAAGCACUGCAUAAUAGGAAACAGGCAUUCAAAUCAAUCAUCGAUAGUCCUCCAAGACCCACAUGUAUAAUGCAUACCAUUUAUUUUCUAUUACUUGAUUUUAUUUUUACAUUUUGCAAGAAAUGGUCAUCUGACGGGCUUGUGCCACUGGCCACCUGAAGCUGUGACAAAAGAUAUGUUUCAAUAAACGACUCUUGUUUAUAAUAACAGUGAGUCAAUGGACCAGUAUGUAUUAUUAUGUACUAUACAAGUACACUGUUCACAAAAAAUAGGGAUAUUUGAGUUUCAGGUAGCCUUGCCGAAAUCCUCAUCUAAAACCUCAUCUCCCAGCACAGAGGCACAGCAGCUGAUACUUAACACUAAUUCACUUCAAUUAAUUUACUUUUUCAUACAUUUUACAGAAAGUCCAAUAAUAUCCCAAACGUUUUGUGAACCCUGUAUAUAACUGGUAUGUACCCUUACAGUACAUGU